GGACAGGCCGGACGCCGCUCGGUCCUCUUCCGCCUCCGGAGUCCGCCCGCAGCCCGAAGGAUGCGGCAGUAGCGGGAUGGUUGGCUGCGCGAUCUGGCAUGUCGUCCUGGACGGCCGAGCUGAAGGAGGGCGCUUCCGUGGCUAAGUUCUUCCUGGGCUGCCCAGAUGAGGAGGUGGACUUCCCGGCAGCAGAGCUGAAGAUGGAGGAGCUGCCCUUCUUUGAGGAUGAGGAGGAGGAGGAAGAGUCGCCUCCAGAACGGCAGAUUGUGGUUGGCAUUUGUGCAAUGACCAAAAAGUCCAAAUCCAAGCCCAUGACACAAAUCCUGGAGCGACUGUGCAAGUUUGAAUACAUCGCGGUGGUGAUCAUGGGGGAAGAUGUCAUCCUGAACGAGCCGGUGGAGAAGUGGCCGGCCUGCGACUGCCUCAUCUCCUUCCACUCCAAAGGGUUUCCUCUGGACAAAGCCGUUGCUUAUGCCAAGCUCUGCAACCCUUUUCUGAUUAACGACCUUGAUAUGCAAUAUUACAUCCAGGACAGGCGGGAGGUAUACCGGAUCCUGCAGGAGGAGGGAGUAGACCUGCCUCGUUAUGCGGUGCUCAACCGGGACCCUGAUCGCCCAGAGGAGUGCAGCCUGGUGGAGGGGGAGGACCAUGUGGAGGUCAAUGGGGCCAUUUUCCCCAAGCCCUUUGUGGAAAAGCCAGUCAGUGCUGAGGACCACAAUGUCUACAUCUACUAUCCUUCUUCGGCUGGCGGGGGCAGCCAGCGCCUUUUCCGCAAGAUUGGGAGCCGCAGCAGUGUCUACUCUCCAGAGAGCAGCGUACGGAAGACCGGAUCAUACAUUUAUGAGGAGUUCAUGCCUACAGAUGGCACGGAUGUCAAGGUCUACACGGUGGGUCCCGACUACGCACACGCUGAGGCACGGAAAUCCCCUGCUCUCGAUGGGAAGGUGGAACGGGAUAGCGAAGGAAAGGAGAUCCGCUACCCAGUUAUGUUAACAGCCAUAGAGAAGCUGGUAGCCCGGAAAGUCUGUGUGGCCUUCAAGCAGACAGUGUGCGGCUUUGACUUACUGCGGGCCAAUGGCCAGUCCUUCGUCUGUGAUGUCAAUGGCUUCAGUUUUGUGAAGAACUCUAUGAAGUACUAUGAUGACUGUGCCAAGCUCCUUGGGAACAUCAUCAUGCGUGAAAUGGCUCCCCAGUUCCAGAUCCCCUGGUCCAUCCCCACAGAAGCAGAAGACAUCCCCAUCGUGCCUACCACUUCAGGGACAAUGAUGGAGCUACGGUGUGUGAUUGCAGUUAUAAGGCAUGGUGAUCGGACCCCCAAACAGAAGAUGAAGAUGGAAGUGAAGCAUCCCAGAUUCUUUGUUCUAUUUGAAAAAUACGAGGGCUACAAGACUGGGAAGCUGAAACUGAAAAAGCCAGAGCAGCUUCAGGAGGUGCUGGACAUUGCUCGGCUGCUAGUGCAGGAGCAGAGUGCUCUCGGGGAUGCGGUGGCCGAGGAGCAGAAGUCAAAACUGGAGCAGCUCAAGACCGUGUUGGAGAUGUACGGACACUUCUCUGGAAUCAACCGCAAAGUGCAAUUGACCUACCUGCCUCAUGGGCAUCUGAAGGCUUCCAGUGAGGAAGAAGAUCUCAAGGAAGCCUCCCCAUCUUUGCUCUUGGUGCUGAAGUGGGGGGGCGAGCUGACCCCUGCUGGCCGAGUGCAAGCGGAGGAGCUGGGCCGAGCCUUCCGCUGCAUGUAUCCAGGGGGCCAAGGAGACUAUGCUGGUUUUCCAGGCUGUGGCCUCCUUCGACUGCACAGCACCUACCGCCACGAUCUCAAGAUCUACGCCUCCGAUGAGGGCAGAGUCCAGAUGACAGCGGCAGCAUUUGCAAAGGGCCUCCUUGCUCUGGAGGGGGAGCUGACGCCCAUCCUAGUGCAAAUGGUGAAGAGCGCCAACAUGAACGGUCUGCUGGAUAGCGACAGUGACUCCCUCAGCAGCUGCCAGCACCGGGUGAAGGCUCGUCUGCGGGAGAUUAUGCAGAAAGACGUCUCAUUUUGCACAGAGGACUAUGAGAAGCUGGCGCCAACAGGCAGUACUUCGCUCAUCAAGUCCAUGAGGAUCAUUGGGAAUCCAGUGGAGACCUGUGAACAAGUCUUUAAGCUGAUUGAGAACCUCACUUCCCAGAUCCAGAAACGUCUGGAGGACCCCAAGUCUGCUGACUUGCAGCUGUACCACAGUGAGACCCUGGAGCUGAUGCUGCAACGCUGGAGGAAGCUGGAGCAAGACUUCCGACUGAAGAACCGGCGUUACGAUAUCAGCAAGAUCCCCGACAUCUACGACUGUGUCAAAUACGACAUACAGCACAAUGCUGGCCUGCAGCUGGAAGGCACCCAUGAGCUGCUCCGGCUCUCUAAGGCGCUGGCGGAUAUUGUCAUCCCCCAGGAGUACGGCAUCAGCCAACAGGAGAAGCUGGAGAUUGCGGUGGGCUUUUGCCUGCCUCUCAUCAAGAAGAUUCAGCUGGACCUGCAGCGAACCCACGAGGAUGAGUCUGUCAACAAGCUGCACCCCUUGUAUUCCAGGGGAGUCCUGUCUCCAGGGCGUCAUGUCCGGACACGUUUGUACUUCACCAGUGAGAGCCACGUCCAUUCCCUACUUAGCAUCUUCCGCUAUGGAGGCCUGCUAGAUGCCUCAAAGGACGCCCAGUGGAAGAGAGCCAUGGACUACUUGGGAGCCAUUUCAGAGCUGAACUACAUGACCCAGAUUGUCAUCAUGUUGUAUGAGGACAACAACAAGGACCCAUCAUCCAAGGAGAGGUUCCAUGUGGAGCUGCACUUCAGUCCCGGAGUGAAAGGCUGCGAGGAGGAAGGCAGUGCCCCAGCGGGAUGCGGCUUCCGCCCAGCCUCUGCAGAGAAGGAGGUCAGAAAGCCAGAGCAGGGAAGUCUAGAGGACCUGGAGGAGUCCAAGGGCAAUGAUGAGACAGACAGGGUGGAGGCCCGGUCCCCGCAGCCUUCGGAGCCGGUCUGCAUCCAGCGCCGGUCACCCUUGAUCCGGAACCGCAAGGCUGGCUCCAUGGAGGUGCUGUCCGAGUCAUCCAAAUCCAGCGGGUACCGGCUCUUUUCCUACGCCAGGCAUUCAUCAGAAGGGAAACAAAGUGGCUUGG
Molecule: messenger RNA, 3138 nt
Organism: Thamnophis sirtalis
Lineage: Eukaryota; Metazoa; Chordata; Lepidosauria; Squamata; Natricidae
Source: RefSeq, a predicted model, not a curated record